Messenger RNA from Lontra canadensis (Northern American river otter), 489 nucleotides. Its product is annotated as transcription factor BTF3-like. Bases 1 to 489 code for a protein of 162 amino acids. NCBI's taxonomy places the organism in Eukaryota, Metazoa, Chordata, Mammalia, Carnivora, Mustelidae. Gene Ontology annotation, cellular component: cytosol; nascent polypeptide-associated complex. The transcript is spliced from 2 exons. The record is from RefSeq and is a predicted model, not a curated record.
AUGAAAGAAACUAUCAUAAACCAGGAGAAGCUUGCCAAACUGCCAGCACAAGUGCGCAUUGGUGGGAAAGGAACAGCGUGCAGAAAGAAGAAGGCAGUUCAUAGAACGGCUACAGCAGAUGAUAAAAAACUUCAGUGCUCCUUUAAAAAGUUAGGGGUAAACAAUAUCUCUAGUAUUGAAGAAAUGAAUAUGUUCACAAACCAAGGAACAAUGAUUCACUUUAAAAACCCCAAAGUUCAGGCAUCACUGGCAGCCAACACGUUCACCAUUACAGGUCAUGCUGAGACAGAGCUGCUGACAGAAAGGCAGGGCAGGGUCUUAAACCAAGUUGGUGCAGACAGUCUGACUAGUUUGAGAAGACUGGCUGAAGCUCUGCCCACACAAACUGUGGAUGGAAAAGCCCCACUUGCUACCGGAGAGGAGGAGGAUGAUAAAGUUCCACAUCUUGUGGAGAUUUUUGAUGAAGCUUCCAAGAAUGAGGCAAGCUGA